AUGAAAUCAAAUUUAAGGGAAUUAUAUCAUGUAGAAGAAAAUGAAAAUGCUAUUAUAGCUUAAGGGUCAUUUGGACUUUUAUAUGCAUGUAGGAGAAAAACUGGAAAUUAACAGGAACCUUUGUGUGUAAAGAUUAUCAAAAAAAGAUUCGAUGCUAAUAAGCUAUAGUAAUAAGAGAUUUAAAUAUUAAAUGAAAUAAAAGGGCUUAAAUCUGAGAAUAUUAUACACAUAGACUAUAUUAGCGAUACUGAAUCACAAAUUGAAGUAGUAAUGGAAAGAUGUGAUAUGGAUUUAGAAUAAGAAUUCUAACUUUUAAAAUCAAGAAAGAAGUGGUAUACUGAGUAAGAUUGUUUAGACAUUUUAACAUAAGUCAUAAAUGGAAUCCGUAUUUUAUAUAAUAAGAAUAUUGUUCAUAGAGAUAUCAAACCUUCAAAUAUUUUAGUGAAAAUUGUUAAUACAGGUCAGAAUGAGAAAAAGAGAGUGUACAAAGUAAAAUAUUCUAACAUCACAAUAGAUUGCAGAUUUUGGAUUUAGUAAAAUAUUAAACGAUUUUUGUGGAGUUGAUUUUUAAACUUAAUUGGGAACUCCUCUUUAUUCUUCUCCCUAAGUCCUUGACAAUUAUGCUUAUUAUUCAGGUAAAUGUGACAUAUAUUCCCUUGGGAUUUUAUUUUAUUAAUUAUUUUUUGAAGGAAAUAUGCCUGCUGAAUUCAAAACAAAAAAAGAUCUCUUCGACUUCUAUAAGACACUCCAAAAUAAUUAGUUUAAAAUUAACCUUACUAAAUAGAUUAAUGCAAAAUCUAUAGAAGAUUUACUCUAGAAAAUGAUCGUUUAUAUGGAAAAUGACAGAAUCUCAUUUGAACAAAUUUGUAAACACGAUAUUCUAAAAAUCUAAACAUCAUCUAGUUAUUCCAAAUCAAUAUUCAGUGAGAUUGAGAAAUUAGAAAGUAUCAAUAAAGUUUACAAAAUGCAAUUAUAAUUGUACCGAAAAUACCUGUUUUAUAAAUCGGUUUCUCAAAAAUUAGCUUAAUCUAAGUAAAUUGAGGUGUAAGCUGCUUAAUUUUGCUUAACACAAUUAGGAAUUAAAUAGCUACUUUUUUGCUUAGGUUUUAUUUAUAUUAUAAUAUCUGAUAUCCAUCCUUAUUUCAAAAAGGAUGAUAUGUAUCCCUUAUUGGAAGAAUUAAAGUUAUGCAAUAUAAAUAUAAGCAUACAUUCUCAAUACUAAUCACUAAUCAACUAAAUAAAACAAGUAUAUUUUAUUGAAAAGAAGCAUGCGUAACUUUAAAUGAACUCAUUGGAAUUUUUAUUGUACCUUAAUAAAGAGAAGAAUGAAACUAUGAAUGCUUUUAUCGAAAUUUUUCAAAUAAGUAAGAGCGCAAAGAUUGAAUAAAAGUAGUUAACUAACCUACUAAAAUUAUUUUUAGAUAAAAAAUUUUUAAAGUAAAAAUUGUUUUAAUUGAAGUGGAUUUGAAGCUGAUAUCAAAAUGUCGAUACAAUUAGAAGAGAUAUUUCCAAUUGAAAAUAGUUAAAAAAUAAACCCAGAUGACAUUUUUAGAGUCUGA
Messenger RNA from Paramecium octaurelia, 1559 nucleotides. NCBI's taxonomy places the organism in Eukaryota, Ciliophora, Oligohymenophorea, Peniculida, Parameciidae. The record is from the annotation of a GenBank genome assembly.